This is a messenger RNA of Scomber scombrus (Atlantic mackerel), 789 nucleotides long. RefSeq names its product claudin-18-like. The transcript has 5 exons. Gene Ontology annotation, molecular function: structural molecule activity. Gene Ontology annotation, cellular component: bicellular tight junction; plasma membrane. Gene Ontology annotation, biological process: cell adhesion; bicellular tight junction assembly. The coding region runs from base 1 to 789 and encodes 262 amino acids. The record is from RefSeq and is a predicted model, not a curated record. NCBI's taxonomy places the organism in Eukaryota, Metazoa, Chordata, Actinopteri, Scombriformes, Scombridae.
AUGGCAGCCACUCUCUGUCAGGUGAUGGGCUUCCUUUUAGGUUUGUUAGGGGUAGCGGGAAUAAUCGCUGCAACAGGGAUGGACCAGUGGGCGACAGAAGAUCUUUUCGACAAUCCCGUGACCGCUGUGUUCUCGUAUUCGGGCCUGUGGAGGUCCUGUGUUCGGCAGAGCUCCGGCUUCACAGAGUGCCGACCUUAUUUCACCAUUCUGGGACUGCCAGCCCUGCUCCAAGCCGUCCGGGCAUUGAUGAUUGUUGGUAUUAUUCUCGGAGCCAUCGGCUGUCUGAUCGCCAUAUUUGCACUGAAGUGCUUGAAAAUGGGGAACAUGGAAGACAACAUCAAAGCCACAAUGACUCUGACAGCUGGGAUCAUGGUUCUUCUUGCAGGUGUCUGUGGCAUUGCUGGCGUGUCGGCCUUUGCUAACUUGAUCGUGCAAAGUUUUCGGUUCACGACAUAUGCUGACAGCGGAUUAGGAGGAAGCGGUAUGUUUGGAGGAGGGGCCAUUGGUGGACUCUCAGGAGGUCUGACUCCAAGAUACACAUUUGGUCCUGCACUCUUCGUGGGUUGGAUCGGUGGAGCUAUCUUAGUCAUUGGAGGCAUCAUGAUGUGUUUGGCUUGCCGUGGAAUGGUUCCAGAGAAGAAUCAACGGUAUGAUGGGAUGGCCUAUAAAGCCGCCUCUCACCACACCGUCUACAAGUCUGAGACCAGACCCCGGACAGCUUACAACGAUUCCUACAAGGCCCAAAGUAUGGAUGGACGGCAGUCGAAUCAGAGAUUUGACUACGUGUAG